Messenger RNA from Anastrepha obliqua, 2495 nucleotides. RefSeq names its product beta-galactosidase. The record is from RefSeq and is a predicted model, not a curated record. Gene Ontology annotation, cellular component: vacuole. Gene Ontology annotation, biological process: carbohydrate metabolic process. Gene Ontology annotation, molecular function: beta-galactosidase activity. NCBI's taxonomy places the organism in Eukaryota, Metazoa, Arthropoda, Insecta, Diptera, Tephritidae. The transcript is spliced from 6 exons. Bases 476 to 2392 code for a protein of 638 amino acids.
UAUGCUAAAAACAUAUGACAUAUUUACAUUAAGAGUAUGCAGAUCGCAAUUGGGUUGGCUUCUAGCGAGUCGGUGGCAAUGUUCCUGAUUCACGGCUCACUGUUCGUGCGAUCGACGGUUGAGUGUUCAGUUGCGUUUUGAAAGCGAGAAAGUGUAGUCGUUUCAACUUUGCUGCAAACAAGAAAUAGAAACGGUCAUAGCGCGCUAGAACAUUUAAAUAGUAAAAGACGAAAGCACAACAAUCGAUAUACAAGUGAAGCGAUGAAAAUGAAUGAAUAAAAACUGUUAAAUAUUCAAAAUUGUAUUAUUAUUGCUGAUAUAAAUUGCUGGACUGAUAGGAGAUCAUUUACAUUUCGCUCUUCGUUUUUCAUAAUUGUGUUGUCGGAGGAUUAACUCACAUAAUUGGAUAGAAAGACAAGGCACACAUUUUUCUAUCUAUUUAGCGGUGCACUUGGACUUUUUUGCAUUCAUUGAAAUGCAAAUCUUAGGGAUAUGCUUACUAGCAUUGCUGGGCGUGCAUCACCUCUAUGCGCUUGACAACUAUGCGUCGCGAAAUUUCACAGUUGACUGGAAUAAUGAUCGUUUCCUAAAGGAUGGUCAACCAUUUCGUUUCAUAGCUGGUUCGCUUCAUUACUUUCGCGCACAUCCAGAUAGUUGGCAACGCAAAUUACAGACACUGCGAGCGUCCGGCGUAAAUGCGGUUACGACGUACGUUGAAUGGUCACUGCAUAAUCCCAAAAAUGGCUCCUAUGUUUGGACUGGAAUAGCAGAUUUGGAGAAAUUUAUCAAACUGGCCGAUGAAGUGGGUCUACUUGUGAUACUGCGACCUGGACCUUAUAUAUGUGCGGAGCGUGAUUUUGGUGGUUUCCCGUACUGGUUGCUCACCAAGUAUCCCAAUAUAAAGCUGCGUACAUCUGAUAUAAACUACUUGUUCGAAGUGCGCACGUGGUACAAUGUGCUAUUCAAUCAGCUGAAAUCUUACCUCUACGGGAAUGGAGGUCCUAUUAUUAUGGUACAGGUGGAAAAUGAGUACGGCUCCUAUUUUGCCUGUGAUAAAAAAUAUCGUACUUGGUUGCGAGAUGAGACACUCACACAUGUCCAAGACAAAGCCGUGCUCUUCACCAACGACGGCCCGAGCGUACUGAGGUGUGGUCACAUUGAAGGCGUGCUGGCCACUAUGGACUUUGGUGCAACCAACGACAUAAGCAGUUAUUGGGAGCGCUUGCGGCAGAUACAACCUAAAGGUCCACUGGUAAAUGCGGAAUUCUAUCCAGGUUGGCUGACACAUUGGUCGGAACCAAUGGCACGUGUGCGCACCGAGGCGAUAACGAAAGCAUUUGUUGAAAUGUUGGAUGCUGGUGCUAGCGUCAAUUUUUACAUGAUGUUUGGUGGCACGAACUUUGGCUUCACCGCUGGCGCUAACGAUGGCGGUCCCGGUCGCUAUCAACCUGAUAUUACUUCCUAUGACUACGAUGCACCUAUGGAUGAGGCUGGCGAUGCGACUUCGAAAUAUUAUAAAUUACGCGAAAUUAUUGGGCGCUAUCUACCACUUCCCAAUAUACCAAUACCCGCGCCGGUACCAAAGAAACACUAUGGCACUAUUCGACUUAAUCCCUGCUGUACAUUACUCUCAGCAAAGGGUAGAGAAAUACUCUCAACUGGUGUUGUGUUCAAUAACAAACCAUUGACUUUCGAAGCACUUGAUCAGUACUCAGGUUUUGUGCUCUACGAAACUUUGCUGCCGACCGUCAAACGCGAUCCAAGUAUUUUGCGUGCCAGCGGUGUGCAUGAUCGCGCUUAUGUAUACAUUGACGAUCAGCUCGUGGGCAUACUUUCACGCGAGACGCCCAUACUUGAGCUACCAAUUAGUCCCAGUUACGGCAAGCGUUUGCAAUUGCUGGUGGAAAAUCAGGGACGCAUCAAUUAUGGACCAGUCACUGAUUUUAAGGGCAUCACCAGUAAUGUAGUGCUCGAGAAAGAUGUGCUGUCCAAUUGGACCAUGACCAAGUAUCCACUAGAAUCCAUUGAGGACAUUGAAACUCUUAUAUCACUGGUGAAUGCUGAUUAUAUUAAUAGUGUUGGUUUCUACGAAGAAAAAGGAGGUUCGGUGUUGCGAAAUGGACCAAAAAUAUACUAUGGCCAACUAUCGAUUGCGGAAGGCCAACUAGGUGAUACGUACUUAGAUACCAAAGGUUGGGGUAAGGGGCUGGUGUUUGUGAACGGUGAAAAUUUAGGUCGCUAUUGGCCAAUGGCAGGCCCACAGAUGACGCUCUAUGUGCCACGCGAAGUACUUAAAAGCGGUGACAAUCGCAUUGUACUCAUUGAGUAUCAACGCGCAGCUCCAGCAAAUGAAAUCACAUUCACCAACACACCAAAUUUGGAUGGUCGCUAGCAGCGAAGUGAAAUUGAAAUUGAAAUAAGGCUUAAUAGUUUGUAUGCUUGUUUUACGAGGAAUGGUGACAAUAAAUAGAUUAUAGAAAAGGAGAUCAAAUGAA